AUGUACGAGCUCAAGACCAUGUCCAUCUCGUGCAUGGACGGCUUCAAGGUCCUCAAGCUCCCGUACGGCCCGGACGGGGAAUAUGAACCCGCCCCAGGGGGGCUUCCCUACAAGAUCCACCGUGGCCCACGGGCCACCUCCGUCAAGACGCCUCUGGGCGAGGAUGCCACCCAGUUCUCCAUGUUUGUCUUCCUCCCAGACGAGCGCGACGGCAUGGCCACCAUGGUGGACGUGAUCACCGCGGCACCUGGGUACCUCUACAGCGUCCUGCCCACGGAAACCAAGCUAGUGCAAAUCAACCUCCCCAAGUUCGAGGUGUCAUUGGACUGGGACCUUGGUAGUGACCUCCGUCGGCUGGGACUCACGCUGCCCUUCUCGCGGAAGGCGGGCGACCUGCGAGGCAUGUACAAGAAGGACGACGGGCGGCCGACCUUCCUGACCAAGGUUGCGCACAAGGCGAUCAUCAAGGUGAAUGAGGAAGGGACCGACGCGGCUGCGGUCAUGACGGCCUUGCGUGGCGGCGGACCAAUGCCGGACCAUGUGGAGUUCGUCGCCGACCAUCCGUUCACGUUCAUCAUCAUGGAGGAGCGCUCAGGGGUGAUCGUGUUCGCCGGCCACGUCCUCGACCCUACCUGCAAGUGA
Molecule: messenger RNA, 642 nt
Organism: Triticum turgidum subsp. durum (durum wheat)
Lineage: Eukaryota; Viridiplantae; Streptophyta; Magnoliopsida; Poales; Poaceae
Source: the annotation of a GenBank genome assembly